GAACGCAAAUUGCAAACGAUGUGAUAUCAGGAGAAAAUUUUAAAUCAGCCUUUAAAACCAGAUCUAAAGAAAGUGGAAAAAAAUUAGCAAGGAAAGCAGUUCAAAAAGCAGAUGAGAUGAUUGGUCACGGAAAGUUUAAAAGGAAACGCAAAUCUCCCAAACGCUUCAUUUCGUCUAAAGCCAGGAAAGUGCAAAGACGUGACAUUUUCAACUCAUAAUGGCUUUCCUCUUAAAAGAUUCUCCAGAAUGCGCCAAAUCUGAACUCGAUUUAUUUACAUUACCUCCAACCCAAACAGUUAUAGAAAGAGGACAAUGGAUAGAAUUUCAUCCCCUUGCGAAUGUGUCGGAUGGAAGUCCUGUCGAAUUCAAUGUCGCGGGUAGUGGCGAUGACUAUUUGGAUUUAUCUCAAACUCAGUUAUACGUCAAAGUUAAAAUUUUGAAAAGCAAUGGCGGCUCUCUCGGAAAAGAUGAUAAAGUGGGACCCGUGAAUUUGUUUCUGCACUCCCUCUUUUCUCAAGUUGAUAUAAGCUUAAAUGAAAGACUUAUUUCCUCCAGCAAUAACACGUACCCUUACAGAGCCAUCAUAGAAAAAUUACUUAAUCAUGGUUUUGAUACGAAAACUUCUCAAUUAUCAUCAGAAUUAUAUUUUAAAGAUACAGCAGGCCGUAUGAAUGUUUUUGAUACUGCGGAUAAGCAACCUAAUGAGGGAUUCAAUAAAAGAGCAGAAGAAUUUAAACUUAGUGCUACAGUGGAUAUGAUUGGACGGCUACAUCUAGAUAUGUUUCAUCAAGAAAGACUUUUGUUGAACAUGGUCGAUAUGAAAAUUAAACUUAUCCGCAGCAAACCGGAAUUUUGUUUACUGGGGGAGGGGAAUUUUAAAGUGUCAUUGGAACAUGCCUCAUUAUUUGUACGCAAAGUUCGAGUCAGUCCAGGUGUAAUUUUAGGGCAUGCAAAAAGUUUAGAAAAAGCGACAGCGAAAUAUCCUAUCAACCGAGUGCUUUGCAAAGUGUAUUCCAUUCCAUCAGGAAAUAUGAGUUUUGUUCAAGAUAGUAUUUUUACGGGCCAGAUGCCUAAACGCUUAAUUGUUGCUUGUGUCGAUAAUGAUGCUUUCAACGGAAACUAUAAAAAAUCUCCCUUCGAAUUUAAGCACAAUCAUAUCAAUUUUAUUGGCAUUUACGUAGAUGGGCAACCUAUGCCUCACAAUCCUCUUCAACCUGAUUUCAUGAAUAAAACCUUUAUUCGUGCUUAUCAGAAUUUAUUUGCCAAUGCAGAAAACCGAGGAUUGUAUCUUUCGAGAUCAGAGUAUCCAGAAGGAUACUGCUUAUUUCUUUUCGAUCUAUCACCUGACUUGUGUGAUGGUUCUCACUUGAAUUUAGUCCGUCAUAGUAAUUUGAGACUGGAGGUAAAAUUCGGUUUCCCUCUGCCAAUAACAACAUCGUUAAUAGUCUAUGCAGAAUUUGAAAACUUAAUAGAAAUCAAUAAAUCUAGAAAUAUUAUCUACGAUUUUGGUAACUAAUGAAUUCUUCAGAAAUUCAUAGAAUACUCUCUCAUGACAAAUGGACAGCAAAGUACUACACUGGAGUUUUCCCUUCAGAUAAAAUCCCAGAUGUUCAUCGUUUCCCAGCAGCUAUUGUAGUCAACACUGAUAAACACAACGAGAAAGGGACGCACUGGCUGGCUUUCUUCAUUGAAAAUAAUCAGACUUUAGAAUUUUUCGAUUCUUAUGGACUUCCUCCCAUGACUUAUGGUGAUGACAUAGCAAAAUUUACUAGCAAGUUUAACUGUGUGACAUGGAAUCAAGUUUCUCUUCAGAGUGUAACAUCAAAUGUUUGUGGACAAUAUUGUACUUAUUAUUUGUUAAAACGAUGUCAAGGAUUAUGUUUGGAAUCAAUUGUAUCUAAUCUUUCUGUAAGAAAUAGCGAUUUUCAUGUAUUUCAUUUUGUGAAGAAAAGGUAUGGUGUAAAAAUGAUUUUUAAGAAAUAAAAUAUUAAUUUGCUUGG
This is a messenger RNA of Stegodyphus dumicola, 2000 nucleotides long. RefSeq lists its product as uncharacterized. Lineage: Eukaryota; Metazoa; Arthropoda; Arachnida; Araneae; Eresidae. The record is from RefSeq and is a predicted model, not a curated record.